GGCCGCCGCCACCCGCCGCGGGACGGGACGGGACGGGUCACGCCACGCCACGCCACGCCACGCAGCUUUGGUAAAGGUCCCAGGUUUUUUUCCCUGACUUUUCCUGUGGAACAGAGAGGCUGAGCGUGUGCCAGCAUGGCAGAAAAAGUGAACAACUUCCCUCCCCUGCCGAAGUUCAUCCCCUUGAAGCCAUGUUUCUACCAGGACUUCGAUGCGGAGAUCCCGCCACAGCACCGUACCAUGGCCAAGCGGCUUUACUACCUCUGGAUGCUGAACAGCAUCACCUUGGCGGUGAAUCUCGUUGGCUGCCUCGCAUGGCUGAUUGGAGGCGGUGGAGCUGUUAAUUUUGGACUGGCAAUUCUCUGGCUCAUUCUCUUUACGCCCUGCUCCUAUGUCUGCUGGUUUAGACCUAUUUACAAAGCUUUCAAGACAGACAGUUCCUUCAGCUUCAUGGCCUUCUUCUUCACCUUCAUGGCCCAGCUGGUGAUCAGCAUUAUCCAGGCGGUGGGAAUCCCUGGCUGGGGCGUCUGCGGCUGGAUUGCGGCGAUUUCCUUCUUCGGGACCAACGUGGGGUCGGCCGUGGUGAUGCUGAUCCCCACCGUCCUGUUCACGGGGAUGGCAGUCUUCUCCUUCAUCGCUCUCACUAUGGUGCAUAAGUUUUACCGGGGGAGCGGCGGGAGCUUCAGCAAAGCCCAGGAGGAGUGGACCACGGGGGCGUGGAAGAACCCCCACGUCCAGCAGGCAGCACAGAGUGCGGCGAUGGGGGCGGCGCAGGGGGCCAUGAUGCAGCACGAGACGCAGUACUCGGCCACCCCGAACUACACCUACUCCAACGAGAUGUGAGCAGCAGGACUCUGUCCUCGGGCGAAAG
This is a messenger RNA of Gymnogyps californianus (California condor), 871 nucleotides long. It is a transcript of the gene SCAMP5, whose product is annotated as secretory carrier membrane protein 5. Lineage: Eukaryota; Metazoa; Chordata; Aves; Accipitriformes; Cathartidae. The record is from RefSeq and is a predicted model, not a curated record. The transcript is spliced from 7 exons. The coding region runs from base 136 to 843 and encodes 235 amino acids. Gene Ontology annotation, biological process: protein transport. Gene Ontology annotation, cellular component: recycling endosome membrane; trans-Golgi network membrane.